CAGCGAUACUAUCGCAAGUGACAUCUCUAGCUAGCGUCGCGUUAUUUUGUUUUCUGUUUUGUUUCGUUUCCUUCGUAUUUUAAGUGCUUUUUGUUAAUAAAGUUGAAGAAGAACGUUUAACUUUUGAUAAUUUUGCAAGUGUGUAAGAAUUAAAGCGUCUGUUUCCUACUCCUGUAAGCGCAAAGUCAGUGCAUUCGGUUGUUGUCGGUGUGCAUUUGCCUUGCGCGUGUGUGUGUGUGUGCCUGCCGUGCGCCAGCAGCAACAGGUUUUUAAACUCAUUUCAACGGAGCACCUCAGUUUUCAUUUGUUUUCGGAAUUUCGUCGAGUUCGGUUCGGCUCGCGUGGCUCGCUUUCCUCGGUGCACUUUUCCAGCGGGAAAAUCGAAUUGCAAUUGAAUGCGACUUUGAUGGAAAACGAGCGUGGCCUGCGCAACCCGUUUUAGCUCUUCUACAGCAGGCUCGCAGGUGUGUAACGUCGCUCGUCGUCCAGCCAAUAACAAGUUCAAACCUGGCCAUAUUAUCACAGUUAACAAGUGCGAGUGUGUGUGUGUUUGUGUGUAAGUGCGCGCAAGUGAGGAAAACGCGUUGGCAGUUUUCAUCGCCUCAAAACCAAAAAGUCGCCAUAAAAAUGGAAAGUGUUCGACGCUGAUGAUCAAUGAUCGAUCCCUCAACUUCGUUUCGUCUUGUUUUCGUGCCAAAUAGGCAAACAAACACGGUAAAAAGCUGCCCCGAAACUGCCUUGGAAGCUCAAUGACGAAUGAAUUAACAAAGAGACCCAAGUAAAGAAGCAUUCAAAGGUUAGCUAAUCAUUCCCGCGAAUACGCGAAACAGAAACAAUUUCAAAAGUAUUGAAUAACGAAUCUCGAAUGCAAUGGCAAGACUAAUCGCCAGUGGUUAAGGCGGCUCGGGAACAAUUCGUGAGUGUGAGAGCGUGAUAGAAACUAAGAUAACCGUCACAGAAUGCCAAUAAUCACGGCCACGACAACGACGACAGCCGGCGGAGGAGCAGGUGUGGCGACCAGGGGCGUGACUGCCGCCAAGUCUCCCACCGAUUACCUAUUGCUCCAGCAACAGCCGCCGUCUCUCCACCAGCAGCAGCAGCAGCAGCAGUUGGCGCCUCCAAAUGCUUCCCACCAACACCAGCACUCCCAUCUACAUCCACAUUCACAUCCACAUGCACAUCCUGUUGCUACUCCGACCAGUUUUGCAACAUUUAACGGAAACUCGAAUCUAAAUGCUAGCCUUGCCAACGGAAGCAGCAGAAAAUUCAAUUGCAGCCGCGACAACGUGGACGAAGCCGCCGACGUUGCCGCCGUUUCCCAGACACUGGCCGCCGGCUCCGAUGUGGUUGGUAACGGUAAUGGGGAUAAACUUGCCGGUCUACCACCACCAGGUGGCCACCUUCUUCGCCCUCCGCCGCCGCCGGCUGUCAAGAAAUCUGUCGUAGCCGCCUCAGCAGCUGGGAACUCCGCCUCGCGCGAGGAUGUCGCUUCGCUUAGCGGCACUUCCUCACUGAACAGCCAGAUGUCAGCGCCCAAUCACUUCAUCCCCGGAUUACCGAGCAAUGGCAUCGGCGGCAAUGGAGCCACAGUACCCGGACGAGGUGCUCCACCCAGCAGUAUUUUGAAAGGCAGCAAGGAGAACCUGCUGCAGAACACAUACUACAAUGGCGAGACCGGUGACAGCAGUCUGGGCAGCGAGUGCGGAGUGGGGGAUGUCCAGAAUCAGCACCACGAGAACCAUGACGACCCGGGCGAUGGACUGGGGCCCCUGCCGCCCAAAUGGGAGACUGCCUACACGGAUCGCGGCGAGCUCUACUUCAUCGAUCACAACACCGGAACCUCCCACUGGCUGGACCCAAGGCUUUCCAAGUACCAGAAAAAGUCGCUGGAGGAUUGCUGCGAGGAUGAGCUUCCCUAUGGCUGGGAAAAGAUAGAGGACUCAAUGUAUGGGAUGUACUUCAUCGACCAUGUGAACCGUAGGACGCAGUAUGAAAACCCAGUGCUGGAAGCUAAGCGAAGAGCUGCGGAACAGCGCCAGCAGCAACAACAACAGCAGCAGCAGCAUCAGCACCAACAACAGCUGGUGCAAGAACAGCGCUCAAAGACACCCAAUAUACUGCCAGAAACCAUACCCUUAGAGGCGGCUGUGGAGCAGGAGGAGGAGGACGAAGGGGUGCUCCCUGUGAAGCUGCCCUACAAGUUUACCCGCAACCCAGCCGAGCUUCAGGGUCAGCGCAUUAACACCACUCUGGUCAAGUCAUCUCGUGGCCUGGGCUUCACCAUCGUCGGCAGUGACGGUACCUCUGGCGGGGAUGUGGAGGAGUUUCUGCAAAUCAAGACAGUGGUGCCCAAUGGUCCGGCCUGGCUGGACGGACAGCUGCAAACGGGCGAUGUGCUGGUCUAUGUCAAUGACACCUGUGUGCUCGGCUACACGCACCACGAUAUGGUCAAUAUUUUUCAGUCAAUUAUGCCCGGGGAAAGGGCAGCCCUCGAGGUGUGUCGAGGCUACCCAUUGCCAUUCGAUCCAAAUGAUCCCAACAAUGAGGUGGUGACCACCAUGGCAGUGGACGGGCGCGAGUCGGACAAGCAACGCCGCCUCAACAUGGAUGGCAACUACAACUUCCUGGACUUGUCCGGCGACAAAGCCAGUGGCGCAGGCAGCGGCUUCAUCCUGAUGAAAAAGCCCGAGCUCUAUACAUUCUCCAUUAUGAAGGGCGCCAUGGGCUUUGGGUUCACCAUCGCAGACUCCGCCUGCGGUCAGAUUGUGAAGAAGAUCCUAGACCGAAAUUGCUGCACUCAACUGAUGGAGGGCGAUGUUCUCCUGGAGAUCAAUGGCUUGAAUGUGCGCAGCAAGCCGCACUUUUACGUCGUGGAGCUACUCAAGGAGUGCAGCCUUACGACGCCCACUGUCGUUAAGAUCCAGCGGACUCCACCCGAUCAGCCGUCCAGCAAUACGCUCACCCAACUCAGCCAGGUGGGGAAUGUGGCCAAGCUGCGCAAGAACUUUGUAGGCAGCGGCCUCUUUCGCAGCAAGACGCCCACGGCGGACCUGUAUAGCACCCAGGUGAAGGAGGUGCUGCCCAUGCGCCCGAAGACUCCACUGGUGGACACGAGAAGGGCACGAGUACAGACGCCCAGCAAUGAGGUGGACGGCGAGGCUGGAGGCGACGCUGUAACCAGGAGCGAAACGGAGGCGCGAAAACCGCUGCAAUUGCAUUCGCAGGGCAAGUCAAACAAUAGUCUGCAGGAGCUGGACGACAUACCCUACAUGGACCCCUAUCCCAAGAUGGUCAGUCGUCUGAGCGAGCGUCUGGCGGAGGCCACUCUUCAGGGAGAUGCUAAUGGUGGCAUAUACGGACUGCCACCCAGCAUGCAACCACUUCCUUUGCCGCUGGUACACCACGAGUCCUGCUACUGCUACGACUGCCAGGCGCAGCGCUAUCGCCCCGGCUACUAUGUUCAGGCGCAGCAGGCCGCGAUGUCGGCCACCGGCAGUGGUCAAUACUCUCCGCUGCAGACGGCGCACCUCCAGAACGAGCGUAUCCAGCGGCGGGUUAAUGAGCUGCUCAGUGAUAGAAGGCGCGUUGGCUUUGCCAACCUCGAUCCUCCCCACCAGCAGCAGCCGCAGAUUCAGCACUCGCCAAGCUGGCGCAACGGAGCUCUGUUGGACGCUUCUGAGGACGCGGACCGUUGUGAGCUCACCGAGGUGACGCUGGAGCGCCAGGCUCUGGGCUUUGGCUUCCGUAUUGUUGGCGGCACCGAGGAGGGCUCCCAGGUCACUGUGGGCCACAUAGUGCCCGGCGGAGCUGCGGAUCAGGACCAGCGCAUAGCCACCGGCGACGAGAUUCUCAGCAUCGACGGCAUUAAUGUGCUUAACUCUUCGCACCACAAGGUAGUAUCCUUGGUGGGCGAGUCUGCACUGCGGGGCCAGGUUACCAUGAUACUGCGCCGACGCCGAGCUUCGCUUCUGCAGCAAGCUCUGCCCUUGAGCUCUCAGCAGCGACCUUAUCCCUACGAUGUGAUUGUGAGCCGGCAUGAAAACGAGGGAUUCGGUUUUGUUAUAAUUUCGUCAUCGAACCACUACUACGGCUCGACCAUAGGAAAACUAAUACCCGGCAGUCCGGCGGAUCGCUGUGGUGAGCUGAAAGUGGGCGAUCGCAUUGUGGCAGUCAACCGGAUCGAAAUUGCCGGAAUGUCGCAUGGCGACGUGGUGAAUCUCAUUAAGGAGUCCGGUCUCCAUGUGCGCCUUACCAUUGGAUGUCCGCUUAAAGAGGGUGGACCUAGUCCCGGCGGCAGUAGCGCCGGUCUGGGCAGCAACACACCGCUCCAGCCGUCGCCCAGUCUGAUGAAGGCACCACCACCUGCUCUCUCCCACCAGCAGCAACCGCAACUUCACCACCACCACCAGCAGCAGCAAUUAGAGAUGCCGAUGUCUAUGCCCAUGCCCAAUCAUGGCAGCUACUUGGAGCGACCCAGCAACAAUAUCGCGGCCACUCUGGCCCUGCACCAGCAGCAGCCGCAGUUAUGACUCUGAGACCUACGGAUUCGGCUCUACAAGAGCUUUCUCUAGUGUUAGAUCGAUAGUAGGCCCCAAGUUUUAGUUAAGUUCUAGUUAAGUAACCCCAAAGACUGAAUUUAUUAGCAUUUGUAGGUGGAUAAUGCGAGUCUCGAGCGUUUCGUCCGUGCGUGCGCCCUUUAAACCAGUUUUAUUAGAUCCCAUUUAGUGGCAUAGGAUAGAUAGGUUAUAAGCUCAACAGUAAGGGAAUUCCGCCAGUUUUUGUAAAAUACAACCUAAAUUAUACUGUACAAAUGUAAAGGACUUCAAUAUUUUAUCAUUUUUUGUGUUACUCUGGAUAUUAUAUAUAACCUUAUAAAUAUACGCAAUACACAGUCAACCUGUUGAGCUUCAAUUGA
Messenger RNA from Drosophila kikkawai, 4915 nucleotides. It is a transcript of the gene Magi, whose product is annotated as membrane associated guanylate kinase, WW and PDZ domain containing protein magi. NCBI's taxonomy places the organism in Eukaryota, Metazoa, Arthropoda, Insecta, Diptera, Drosophilidae. Gene Ontology annotation, biological process: signal transduction. The record is from RefSeq and is a predicted model, not a curated record. Gene Ontology annotation, cellular component: cytoplasm. Gene Ontology annotation, molecular function: protein binding.